Molecule: messenger RNA, 1830 nt
Organism: Aspergillus clavatus NRRL 1
Lineage: Eukaryota; Fungi; Ascomycota; Eurotiomycetes; Eurotiales; Aspergillaceae
Product: cation:proton antiporter
Exons: 3
Coding region: 1-1830 (609 amino acids)
Biological process (GO): proton transmembrane transport
Cellular component (GO): membrane
Molecular function (GO): antiporter activity
Source: RefSeq, a predicted model, not a curated record
AUGACAGCCUCGCAAGAUGCGUUGGCCUAUCAUGAGCCUAGAAUCAGGACGAUGUUGAUCCAAUCCAGCUUCCUGCUUGCUCUUAAUUGGGUGAAUACUCUGCUCGACCAAUUAAUCUAUUGCGGACUCGUCGGCCAACUUCUCGUUGGGAUGGCUUGGGGUGUUCCCGGAGCCAACUGGCUGGAACUUGAUGUCCAGCUGGCUAUCCAGCAGCUGGGCUAUCUCGGUUUGCUUCUCCUGGUCUACGAGGGUGGAUUGUCCACGUCCUUCUCUCAGCUGAAAUCGAAUUUCAUGCUGUCUUCCAUGGUGGCUAUGACCGGCGUAGGUGUGCCUAUGGCUUUGUCUUUCGUCUUGAUGCGUCUCGUGUCAGCAACCCCUCUCCAAGCCUUUGCAGCUGGCGCAGCGCUCUGCUCGACUAGCAUUGGCACAACAUUCACCAUUCUAUCCACUACUGGACUAGCCAAAACGCGAUUGGGCGUCGUCCUUGGCAGCGCGGCCAUGAUGGACGAUGUGGCAGGCUUGGUUAUGGUGCAAAUCAUCUCUAAUGUGGGGGGUGCAGAACAAGGCUCAUCGUUCAAUCCAGUUGUGAUUAUCAGACCAAUAAUGGUUGCCAUUGGUUUUGCGCUGGGGCUUCUCCUCAUCUGUCGUUUUGUCAUCAGGGUGCUUGUGGGAAGAUUGCGAGGCCACAAGACCAAUUUCCACCCACGGAUGAGGUCACCCCGUCUUGCAUUCGUCAUUCAUAUGCUCUAUCUCAUUGGACUCGUCACCGGGGCACAGUACGCUGGUACAUCAGGGCUUUUUGCAGCAUACCUAGCGGGGGCGAGUAUCUCUUGGUUCGAUGAAUUGCUGACUCCUCUCAAUACACCCGAGACAGAAAGCCCCGCCAGCGAGCAGAUUCAGAGUAGGCAAGAUGGCAUCGAACUGCGGCCUCAACCUGCUCGCGGUACAAGCGAUAUGCAGACUGCUCAGGGCGAGGAAGAUUUGACUGAAACAUCAGCUCGGCCAGAAGUGGCAAUUCAGACCAAGAUAGUAACCGGCGAACAAACAUAUGAAAUGUUUUGUAAAGAACCUCUCAAGCGGAUCUUGAGCCCACUCUUUUUUGCUUCUAUAGGGUUUUCAAUGCCCAUUACGAGAAUGUUUGCGGGGAAGGUCCUUUGGCGAGGAGUGGUUUACACAAUUUUUAUGGCGUUCGGUAAGCUGAUCACGGGAAUCUGGCUGAUCCGCCUCUCUGCAUUUUGCCCAACCACGCUGGAGAAGGUAAAGCAGGCAUUGCUCAAAUUUGCCACUUUCAGCGCAGCCAGAUUACGAAAGACCAAGCCUCGAUGCGAUAUUAACCCCUCACGAGAUUCGCCCCGGAUCCGAAUAAAGCGAAGCGAUGGAUCAAAGCAAGAUGAUGACCUUGCCGCUUCUGGACAAGAGCCGCAGAAGCAGGAUUCCCAUGUCCCCGCGGCAGCAGCGGGAGCUGACUCCACUGGGGACCGGCCUUCGGUGUCACAAGUCAGCAGCUCGAAGCUGCCUUCUAAGCCCCGGUCAUUGUAUCCAGCGUCGAUAUUGGGGCUGGCCAUGGUAGCACGAGGCGAGAUCGGUUAUCUCAUUGCGUCUCUAGCGGAAACAGACGGGAUCUUCUCCUCUCAAUCGCCCUCAUCAGGUGGAACAAGCGGUCAACAGGGCGCCUCAGAGAUGUAUCUGGUAGUUGUCUGGGCGAUUACCCUCUGCACCUUCAUCGGCCCGCUUUGCGUGGGGCUCUUGGUCAAAAGAGUGAAGGCUUUACAGGAACUUCGAGCUCGUUCUAGUGGAGAUGACCCCUUGGGCCUGUGGGGCGUGUCUUGA